AUGUCAGCAGAUCAGCAAGAAAAGCUGUUGUCUUAUAAUGGGGAAGUCCUUAUAUUGCAGCUGUCAAAAGCGAAACCAUCUGAGGGAGGAAAUAUCAAAAUGAACAAGUUGCAUGUCAGAAGAAUCGGUUUCAACAGUGGUACUAAACUGUUUGUCGAGAAGUCAACUGGGUCAUUUAACAUGAGCGGGGAAGGUGUUGAAAUGAUUCAUUGCAGCUGUGCAUCUGAUUUCAGGACAGAAAUCCUUCUCCCCUGUAUUCUAAUGAAAAAGAAAAAAAAGAAAAGUAUUAAAUAUAUGUUACUGUUGCUUCACCACUCUAACAAAUUUGAGUUGGUCCUGCAUUUUAACUUGGAUUAUGAACUGAAAGAACCCAUAAAGCUACUUGCUGGUCCAACGGUCUUAUGGAGUUAUGCCAAAAAACUCUUCUACAUUACUCCCCAAACUUGCACUGUGUUGUGUGCCCCUGUCCAGUUUUCCUCCAUCAAAUGGGCAGGCAAGAUCAAGGGAGAGGGCAUUGUUGUUCUGGGAGUAAGAGCUGCUUGUUUGUCAGAAGGAGACAAUGGGCAAUGUCUUCCUAAAUCAGAUGCAUUCAUCUGGGGUAGUGAGUUCCUUGCCUAUGCAGUGGAAAAGCAAAAGAUCCUAACUAAUGCCAAUUUUCUGCCUCAUGCUUACAGCAGCAUAGUAUCUUGUAUGCACAUCUGCAGAGCGGAAGCAGUGAGUGGAAAAUUUAGGACAUCAGUUGUUGCAGUCACAUGCAAAAGCCAGUUGAUCUUCUUCCAAGAUGGUCUGCCGAAAGAAGUCCAUCAGCUUUCAGGUCAGACACCCUGUGCAUUACAAAUAGCUGCAGUGGAAGGAAGCAGCCAGUUGGUGGCUGUGUCAUUUACUUCUGGAGAUGCAUGUGCUAUAUGGAAACACAGCUUGCAGGUAGCUUCUUGCUGGAGAAAUGUGAAAUCCAUCCUUGUAGAUGACUUUGCUGGCAUUGGAACUGAACAGAUCUUAGUGCUUCUAAAGACAGGUUCCUUUUCAGAAAGUUUGAAUGCAUUCCAUUUAACAGAUUUUGGAAAGAUUAACCAUGUGAGUAGCAUCAGUGAUGAAAAUGACACUCAUUCUGCAGAAGAACUACAGGAUAAUUACUUUCUUACUAUCAAAGCUCUGGAAACAAGACUGCAGGCUGGUUUUGCUUCUGUUCGAGAGCUACAACAGCAUUUACAGCUUAAAAUGAAAGUUUUGGUGGAAAGUUGCAAAGCAUUAAUUGACCUUGUUCAAGAUCAAGAACACAGUCUUCCAAGUGCAGCAAAGGAAGGUCUUGUUUCUCUCUGGGAUGAAACAGAAAAACCUUUUGAUAAUGACACACCAAUGCCAUCUAAAGACCAAGAACGACUUGUAGAGGAGGUUUGGUACCGCAUGAUGGAUGACAACUUAGUGGUAGGAGUAAAACUUGUGGACUCAUUUCUCUUACUGCUCAGUGAUGUCACUCUGUCUCUGGUAAUGGAUCAGAAAUGCCCUCCAACUAAGUGCCAAUGUAAUGUAGUUACAUUAAAGACAGCUGUGCAGGCACAGUCUGCAUCACAUUGGCAACUGGACCUGCUGCCUAAAAGGAUCAAGUUAGAUUUCCAUAAUGGAAAAGAGUGCCAUGAAGGACCUUCUCAGAUAAAGGCCUUUACUGCAGUUACCUGCCUGUCCCCUUUAAUGGCAUUCCAUCGAGUACAUUGCAUGGUUCUGUUGCAUGCAAAAAAGAAAAGUUGCAAAGAUAAAAAUCCACAAAAAAGCAAAAACAUGACCUUAUUGUGUGGCGAUAUUUUAUUAAGUUUGGCAGAGAUUUCAGCUGGAAAACACUCUAUUCUUCUUAAUGACUAUAAAUGUAUAGGCUCUGUGAAGGAUCUUCUUGUGCUUUGUGCAGUGUCACAUAAGCAGGCAUUUCAAAUAAUCUCCCCUGACUGCACAUUGAUUCCUUUGAAGACAUGGCUACUGGAACAAAUGGCAUGUGUGCCAGUAGAGGAAUAUCCUGAUUGUAUGGUCUGUCGAAAAUCUGGAAGUCUGAAUGGAACUCUCUUCAAGUGGAAUCUAAAAACACCAUUUGAAGGAAUGUUAACAGUCUUUUACAGAAAUCAAACCAUCUUGUUCCAGUGUCUUCAUAGCCUCUUUGGAUCAAUAUCACCAACCUGUAAGAUAAGACCCCUGAGGUUAGGAAGCAAGAAGGUACUUGCUGAACAGCUUGCACUUUUUUUAGAAAAGGAAAUGGUCACACUCAGGCACUCUUUCUCCUCUGCUCUAAGACAGACUGAAAACCGCUGGUCUCUGACUUGUAAGGAAAGCAAAGAAACAGACUGUAUCCCUGCAGUGCAACAGGUCAGAGAGGCAUUCAAAAAGGAGCAGAAGCAAAGCAUGCUGGGUAUGAACCAAACAGUGGGUGGUGACUUGUACAGAGGAAUUAUUUUGAAUGUAGCUGAAGCCCAGCUGAAUUCUGACAUGAUUUCAUGGCAGUGCUCUUCUCUCUAAUUUUGUUUUGUAUUACUUUUAAACUAAAACUACAUGUUAAUGCAUUCUAUAUUUUAAUUCCUAUUUAUGAUUAAAAAGGCUUCUGUUAGUGCAGUUAUUUCUGUUCAGCCAGUGAUCAAUUGUAAGAAAGUUCUUUUGCAAACACUCACAUGACUGCAGCCAUGACUAUAUUUUUUUGGCUGAGCAGGCUUACCACUGAACACACUUUUUGUCAGUAUUCCAUGUUCCCCACCUACACUUGUUCAUUUCUGUCCAGGAUAGCAGACAAGUGAUGGGGCCUGCAAAAACCAAUUAGGUAGCAUCCUGAGAGCGGUCAUAUGUUUGGAUCUCCCUCGUUUGCCAAGUAAAAGAUGAUACUUUAGCUGCAUGGGGGAAACACCACUAUUUGUGAAGCUGUAUCCCAAGCUCCUAAGGCUGUAUUUCACUGGACCUCUUGGCGGGGGAAAUAACUCCCCUUAAGCAGAUAUUCUAGAGCAGGGCUGCACAACUUCAGCCCUCCUGCAAAGGUUGGACUACAACUUCCAUAAUCCCUGAUUAGCCACUGUGGCUGGGAAUGAUGGGCGUUGUAGUCCAAAAACAGCUAGAGGGCCUAAGUUGUGCAGCCCUUCUCUAGGGUAUAUUCCUUGAUGCAGCAAAGCAUGCUUGAAAUAUCCAUUCUGUCUGCACAAAUUGGCUGCCUACUUGUAACUUGCUAUGCUGAUUUGUCACAGUAGGAAUGAGCUAUUGCCUGAAGCAAAUGGAGUUUUGAUAUCUUGGUUAAUCUCUUUAGGUACUGUUGUUCACAAUGGAGGUUAAGGUUAUUGGAUGCUGUAGAUGGUUGGAUGCUACAGGUGGUUGCUGGUUUUAUGCCUGUGUUCUCUGAAUACGCAACUGAAAGCUUGCUGAAUAAUUGAAUAAAAAUAGUUAAAAUA
Molecule: messenger RNA, 3410 nt
Organism: Hemicordylus capensis (graceful crag lizard)
Lineage: Eukaryota; Metazoa; Chordata; Lepidosauria; Squamata; Cordylidae
Gene: FANCB
Product: FA complementation group B
Exons: 8
Coding region: 1-2499 (832 amino acids)
Biological process (GO): negative regulation of double-strand break repair via homologous recombination; positive regulation of double-strand break repair via homologous recombination; replication-born double-strand break repair via sister chromatid exchange
Cellular component (GO): Fanconi anaemia nuclear complex
Source: RefSeq, a predicted model, not a curated record